AUGGACGCCAACCAUCGAGCCGCGGAGGCCCAAGAAUCCCGCAACCAAACCACCGACGACUAUACAACUACAACUUACUCCUCCAUCAUCACCUCCGAGGGAACUACCAACCACACCUCCGAAUCUUCCAGCCAUGCCAACAAUGCAAUUGCCGAAGAAUCCGACCAGCUCUCUCCCGAAGAGAUCAACAACCCGACCGCGGCACCUAUCGACCCGGUCUCUACGACUUCCUCGACUGCUUCUUCUCAUGUCAGUGUCGAGGGCCGUUGGGGCGAGACGGAGGCGGGUGAGCCCGUCUCUCGUCGCGGUGCGAUGGAAGACUUGGAGGGGAUGCGCCGCGAAUUGACUCGCCUAAGCUUGCAUCGCACUCGUUCAACCACCGCCAAAAGCGUGCGCCGUCUCAAAUCGCGCGCCAGUCGCAAGGAUGAAGAGAAGGGUGAGUCUGAUACAGAGGCUGAGGGCGGUUUCGAUCUGGGUGAGUUCUUGAUGGGCGGCCAUCUUGAGCGCCGUACCACUGCCGGCGAGCCUGCCAAGAAGGUUGGCGUCGUCUUCAAAAACCUCACUGUCAAGGGCGUCGAGACGGGCGCAUCCUUUGUACGGACUCUGCCUCAUGCUGUGGUGGGAACUUUCGGACCUGAUUUGUAUAACGUCAUUUGCCGGUUCGUGCCGCAGCUGCGGUUCGGCAAGAAGCCUCCUAUUCGCGACUUGAUUCACGACUUCAGUGGUGCGGUGCGCGAGGGUGAGAUGAUGCUCGUGCUGGGUCGUCCUGGUGCGGGUUGUACUACCUUCCUGAAAGCCAUUGCAAAUGACCGGGGUGCUUUUGCAGCGGUGGAAGGCGAGGUUAGCUACGGUGGUCUCUCCGCGGAGGACCAGAACAAGUAUUUCCGUGGCGAAGUCAACUAUAACCCCGAGGACGACCAGCAUUUCCCUUCUCUCACAGUCUGGCAGACGCUCAAGUUCUCUCUCGCCAACAAGACUCGCAAGCAUGAUCGCGACAGCAUUCCCAUCAUUAUUGAUGCGCUGCUUAAGAUGUUCGGUAUCAGCCACACCAAGAACACGCUCGUCGGUAACGAGUAUGUUCGUGGUGUGUCUGGUGGUGAGCGAAAGCGUGUCAGUAUUGCCGAGACCCUGGCUACCAAGUCGACCGUGGUUUGCUGGGAUAACUCGACCCGUGGUCUGGAUGCCAGCACUGCCCUGGACUAUGCCAAGUCCCUGCGCAUCAUGACCGAUGUCAGCAAGCGAACCACCCUGGUGACUCUGUACCAGGCCGGAGAGAGCAUCUAUGAGCUCAUGGACAAGGUCAUGGUCAUUGACCAGGGCCGUAUGCUCUACCAGGGUCCUGCGAUUGAGGCUCGUCAGUACUUCAUCGACCUCGGCUUCUACUGCCCCGAGCAGUCCACCACGGCCGAUUUCCUGACUUCCCUCUGUGAUCCCAAUGCCCGCCAAUUCCAGCCCGGCUGUGAAGCCUCCACCCCCAAGACUGCCGAGGAGUUGGAGCAGGUCUUCAAGAACAGCAAAGCUUACCAGUACAUCGCGAACGACGUCUCCACCUAUGAGCAGCGCCUCCAAGAGACUGAGCAAGAAGAUACCCGCACUUUCCAGAAGACGGUCGCUCGGUCCAAGAGUAAGACUGUCUCCAAAAAGUCGCCCUACACUGUCUCUCUGGUGCGCCAGGUCGCGGCUUGCGUCAAGCGUGAGUUCUGGCUGCUCUGGGGUGACAAGACCUCGCUCUACACCAAGUACUUCAUCAUCAUCUCCAACGGUCUUAUUGUCUCGUCUCUCUUCUACGGUGAAUCCCUGGAUACCAGCGGUGCCUUCUCUCGCGGUGGUGCCCUGUUCUUCUCGGUUCUGUUCCUUGGUUGGCUGCAAUUGACUGAGCUGAUGCCCGCUGUGACGGGACGAGGCAUUGUUGCCCGUCACAAGGACUACGCCUUCUACCGCCCGUCUGCUGUCUCAAUUGCCCGCGUGGUUGUUGAUUUCCCUGCUAUCUUCGCUAUGGUUGUCCCCUUUACGAUCAUCGUCUACUUCAUGGCUGGUCUCGAUGUUACGGCGUCGAAAUUCUUCAUCUACUUCCUGUUUGUGUACACGACAACCUUCUGUAUCACCUCGCUGUAUCGCAUGUUUGCUGCUCUUUCGCCGACUAUUGAUGACGCCGUGCGGUUUGCCGGUAUUGCACUCAAUCUGCUCAUUCUAUACGUCGGUUAUGUUAUUCCAAAGCAGACCCUUGUCAACGACUCGAUCUGGUUCGGAUGGCUCUUCUACGUUAACCCCCUCUCGUAUAGCUACGAGGCUGUCCUGUCAAACGAAUUCUCCGACCGUACGAUGGAAUGUGCACCUUCGCAGUUGGUCCCCCAGGGCCCUGGCGCGGUGGCUGGAUACCAAGGCUGUGCUUUGACUGGCUCUCCUCUGGGUCAGACGUCGGUCCCUGGUAGUCAGUACUUGCAGGCUAACUUCCAGUUCACCCGUCAUCAUCUGUGGCGCAACUUUGGUGUUGUCAUCGCUUUCACUGUGCUGUACAUUCUGGUUACUAUCUGGGCUGCCGAGUUCCUCUCCUUUGUUGGCGGUGGUGGCGGUGCUCUCGUCUUCAAGAAGUCUAAGCGCGCGAAGCAGGUCACCCAGCAGACUGCGAAGAACAACGAUGAGGAGAAGGUUUCUGAUUCGAAUGGUAAUGCUGCUCUCGCCCGCGGUGAGGCCCCCUCAUCCUCCGACAAUGCUGCUUUCACCCGUCUGUCUUCGAGUGAGCGCUGCUUCACCUGGUCCAAUGUUGAGUAUACCGUGCCCUACGGCAAUGGCACGCGCAAGCUUCUGAACAACGUCAAUGGAUUCGCCAAGCCUGGUGUCAUGAUCGCCCUCAUGGGUGCCUCCGGAGCCGGCAAGACUACUCUUCUCAACACUCUCGCUCAGCGUCAGAAGAUGGGUGUCGUCAAGGGCGAAAUGCUCGUUGAUGGCCACCCGCUCGGUGCUGACUUCCAGCGUGGUACCGGUUUCUGCGAACAGAUGGAUCUGCACGACAACACUUCGACCAUCCGUGAAGCUUUCGAAUUCUCAGCCAUCCUCCGCCAGGACCGCAGUACCCCCCGCCAGGAGAAGAUCGACUAUGUCAACCGGAUCAUUGACCUGCUGGAGCUUGAGGACAUCCAGGACGCCAUCAUCGGUUCUCUCAACGUCGAGCAGAAGAAGCGUGUUACUAUUGGUGUCGAAUUGGCCGCCAAGCCCAGUCUCCUUCUUUUCCUUGACGAGCCCACCUCUGGUCUCGACAGUCAAGCCGCCUUCUCGAUUGUCCGUUUCCUCAAGAAGCUCUCCCAAGCCGGUCAAGCCAUCGUCUGCACUAUUCACCAGCCCUCGUCCAUGCUCAUCCAGCAGUUCGACAUGAUCCUCGCCCUCAACCCUGGCGGCAAUACCUUCUACUUCGGCCCCGUCGGACACGACGGAUCCGCCGUUAUCAAGUACUUUGCCGACCGUGGCUUCGUCUGCCCACCCUCCAAGAACGUCGCCGAAUUCAUCCUGGAAACCGCCGCCAAAGCCACCCAGCGCAAUGGCAAGCAAAUCGACUGGAACGAGGAAUGGCGCAACUCCGACGAGAACAAAUCCAUGCUCGAGGAAAUCGAAAACAUCAAGACCGAACGCAGCAAAGUCCCCGUCGAAGAGUCUGGUGGCUCGCAGUACGAAUUCGCCGCUCCAACCCUCGUCCAAACCCAGCUCCUCACCAAGCGCCUCUUCCUCCAGUACUGGCGCGAUCCCAGUUACUACUACGGCAAACUUUUCGUCAGUGUCAUCAUUGGUAUCUUCAACGGUUUCACCUUCUGGAUGCUGCCGACCACCGUCGCUUCCAUGCAGGAUCGCAUGUUCUCCGUCUUCCUGAUCAUCCUGAUCCCGCCCAUCAUCAUGAACUCCGUCGUCCCCAAGUUCUACAUCAACCGCGCCCUCUGGGAAGCCCGCGAAUACCCGUCCCGCAUAUACGGCUGGGUCGCCUUCGCCACUGCCAACGUUGUCUGUGAAAUCCCCGCUGCCAUCAUCACCGGUCUCGUCUACUGGUUGCUGUGGUACUACCCCGUCGGGCUGCCGACCGACUCGUCCACCGCCGGCUACGUCUUCCUCAUGUCGAUGCUGUUCUUCCUCUUCCAGGCAUCCUGGGGCCAAUGGAUUUGCGCCUUCGCGCCCUCGUUCACCGUCAUCUCCAACGUGCUGCCAUUCUUCUUCGUCAUGGUCAACCUGUUCAACGGUAUCGUCCGUCCCUACGCGGCAUACCCUGUCUUCUGGAAGUACUGGAUGUACUAUGUCAACCCCGUGACCUGGUGGCUGCGCGGCGUUCUCUCCGCCGUCCUGCCAGAUGUCCAAAUCGAGUGCGCCACCCUGGAAACAACCCGCUUCGACCCCCCACCCGGACAAACCUGCCAGCAGUACGCUGGUAACUUUGUGAAUAAGAUCGCCAAGGCUGGGUAUUUGGUCAACGGGUCAGCGACCCAGGACUGCCAGUACUGCCCCUAUACCACGGGUGAGGAGUACAUGGCUAAUCUGAAUGUCCACCGCGACGACAAGUGGCGCUGCUUCGGUAUUUUCUUGGCUUUUGUCAUUAUCAACUGGAUGCUGGUGUACUUCUUUGUUUACACUGUUCGUGUGAGGGGCUGGAGUUUCGGACUCGGAUAUGUGUUUGGCCUCGCUGGGGUGUUGAUUGACCGUGUCAAGGGUCUGUUCAAGCGGAAGGAGAAGAGUGAUGUCCAGCAGUAA
Molecule: messenger RNA, 4728 nt
Organism: Penicillium subrubescens
Lineage: Eukaryota; Fungi; Ascomycota; Eurotiomycetes; Eurotiales; Aspergillaceae
Gene: atrF
Product: ABC drug exporter AtrF
Exons: 1
Coding region: 1-4728 (1575 amino acids)
Biological process (GO): transmembrane transport
Cellular component (GO): membrane
Molecular function (GO): ATP hydrolysis activity; ABC-type transporter activity; ATP binding
Source: RefSeq, a predicted model, not a curated record